Molecule: messenger RNA, 559 nt
Organism: Drosophila kikkawai
Lineage: Eukaryota; Metazoa; Arthropoda; Insecta; Diptera; Drosophilidae
Product: kunitz-type U19-barytoxin-Tl1a
Molecular function (GO): serine-type endopeptidase inhibitor activity
Source: RefSeq, a predicted model, not a curated record
UCGGCAGCGGCGGCUGUGGCAGCAUUCUCCGUUCGCAUCGCAUCUCAUCGCAUCGCAUCUGUUCCUCAUUCCGCUUCUGUCCGCCGCGCGAAAAACAUGAAAUUGAAAAUCAAUCUGACGUUGCUCUGUGCGACACUCGUCGGCCUCCUGUCCAUCAUCCUAUUGACACAGGCAACGGGCAUCGAGGCCUUUGGCGGUGGAGGCAGCAGUUCUUCAGGGAAUGGGGCCACGUCAUGCAAAGAGCUGAACAAUGUCAACUGCUAUGUGGGCCGCAACGAGGGCAACUUUUGCAACAGCAAGGACCAGACCAAGGCAGUCACCCGUUGGUACUAUGACAAGGGUCUGUGCAAACCCUUCAACUACAAGGGUUGCAAUGGCAAUCGGAACCGAUUCUGCACACAGGAAAGCUGUGAAUCUCGCUGUGGCGACGAUUGAUUGGCAUUAACCCAUGGGAUAUAUGUAUAUAUACAACAUAUAUCCCUCCGUACUUAGCCGAUAAGUUUGUACGUGUAUGUUUAGGCUAAGAGCAAAUAGAGAUCAUUAUGCACACUCAACGAAA